UGCGGCGAUUGAUUGCAGGCCGGCGGCAAAUAAAUAAAGCCCGAUUCCCACUCAACUCAAAUAGUUCCCAACAUGUCUUCAUAUCACCCGGAAUUCUCCGCAUCGGAGCAAUCGAAAAUAGACGCGGAAUUCUCUAGAUUGGCCAAGAACAGGAGUGUUUACCUGGAUCAUGCAGGCACUACUCUAUAUGCCGAAAACCAGGUGAAAGCCACCGCGGAAGAACUGCAGCGGAAUGUGUUCUGCAAUCCGCACACCUGUCGCCUCACCGGUGAUUUCGUGGACCAAGUACGAUUCAAGGUACUGGAAUUCUUCAACACCACUGCCGAGGAUUACCAUGUGAUCUUCACGGCGAAUGCCACAGCUGCUUUGUCCCUAGUGGCGGAUAACUUCGAUUUCGGGUCAUCGGGAGACUUCCACUUCUGCCAGGAGAACCACACCUCAGUGUUGGGAAUGCGAGAAAGGGUCCAGGCAAAUGGUAUAUAUAUGCUGAGGGAGAAUGAAAUCUCUGGCAGACUGGCCAAAGAAAACGGAGUUCGAAAGCAAUCCGAGAAAACUGGGAACUCCCUUGUGACCUUCUCCGCCCAGUGCAACUUUAGUGGGUAUAAAAUUCCCCUGGAUGCCAUUGGAUCAAUCCAAAACGGUGGCUUAUCCAAGCCGGGAAAACAAAUUUGGGGUUCUAGAAGAGAGAAAGAAGAAAGCACCCAGAAUGAUUACUAUAUCUGCCUAGAUGCCGCCUCUUUUGUGGCCACCAGUCCCUUGGAUCUGCAGAAAUACCGUCCAGACUAUGUGUGCCUUAGUUUCUACAAGAUCUUCGGUUAUCCCACGGGAGUGGGUGCCUUGUUGGUCAGUCGACGAGGAGCCGAGGCCUUCGGAAAGCGUCGAUUUUUUGGCGGCGGUACCAUCAAUUAUGCAUAUCCUCAUGCCAUGGAUCAUCAGCUAAGGGAAUCCUUCCACCAGCGCUACGAGGAUGGCACUCUGCCAUUCCUUGCCAUUGUGGGAUUGCUUGAGGGCUUUCGCACGCUGGAGAGAUUAGUGCCCAAAACGGGGGAGUAUGGCACCAUGGAGAGGAUUUCGAGGCACGUUUUUGGCUUGGCCAGGUACCUGGAGAACGAACUGAAGCAGCUAAAACAUCCCAAUGGCGAACCCCUCAUCCAGCUGUAUAAUAAAGUGGGCUACCAGGAUAAAUCCCGCCAGGGAGGCAUUGUGGCUUUUAAUGUGCGCACGGAAUCGGGAUCCUUUGUGGGGUUCGGUGAGAUCGCCUGUGUGGCUGCUUUGCAUGGGAUUCUCCUGCGAACAGGAUGUUUUUGCAACAUCGGUGCCUGUCAGUUUUACCUAAAUCUCGAUGAAGAUGCCAUGGAUGCGAUUUACAAGCGAGCGGGUCGCAUAUGCGGUGACUACUUUGACCUGAUCGAUGGUCAGCCGACGGGAGCGGUACGUGUAUCUUUUGGCUACAUGACCACCAUCCGCGACGUGGAGGAGUUUCUUAAGAUGCUGCGCUCUAGUUAUUUGGCCACCAAGCCGCAGCAGAGGAUACAAUUCAUCGAAGAUCAGGCGGAGCAACUGCCACCAUUGCUAAAGGAGAGAGUCCAGCUGUUAAGGCCAAAACUACUCCAAAUGGCUAUAUUUCCGGUGAAGUCCUGUGCCGCUUUCAAGAUCGAAACGCAGGGCUCAUGGCCUCUGACGGAUCAGGGUCUGAAAUAUGACCGCGAGUGGAUGAUUGUGGACAUGAAUGGCAUGGCGUUGACUCAGAAACGCUGCACGGAACUGUGCCUGAUAAAGCCUGUGAUAAGGUCGAACCAAUUGGAGCUGCGGUUCGGAGACGAUUCCUCUGUGUCAGUGCCACUUUCUCUGGAGGAUCAGGCAGCAGACUCGGCGAAAUGCGUCAGCAAAGUGUGCCGUCAGCCAGUGGAAGGAUUAGAUUGUGGCGACGAGGUUGCCCAGUGGUUGAGCCAAAAUCUGGGCUUAGAGGGCCUCCGAUUACUGCGACAAUCGGGCCAGAGAAACUCUUCCAAGGAUCAGCAGAAGCUAAGUCUGGUGAAUCAAGCUCAGUUCUUGCUGCUUAACAAAUCUUCCGUGCGAUCCCUUCAAUUCGAGGAGCCUUUGGACGAGACUGUGGAUCGUUUUCGGGCCAAUAUUAUCAUCGAUACGGGCUGUGCUUUCGAGGAGCUGGCCUACAAGGCACUGUCCAUCGGCGGCAUCCACUUUCAGGUGGAAGGUCCCUGCCAGCGCUGUGAUAUGAUCUGCAUUAACCAAAGGACCGGCGAACGAUCGCCGGAAACCUUAACCACAAUAUCCCGCCUUCAAAAGGGUCGCAUGAGAUUCGGAAUUUACAUCACUAGAAUUCCUCAGGACACGAACAAUUUGGAGGGCAAAGACCAGCACAUGACCUGCGGCGACAUUGUCCUGGUGGAGUAAGCCCUUCUCACAUCACAUCUUCAUUUGUCCAAUCGGUUAGUUGACUAUAUGUAUUUUAUAGUUCUCAAAUCAUUUUUAAAUAUCUUUUUAAGCAAAUUAUUUUAGCUUAAGGACAUAUUUUCUGACUUAAAUACUUAACUCUCCACCAUACCAGCAUAAUCUUAAAUGUUAUUUUUUAUUUAGUCAGCUUUCAUUUUGCUUAUACUUAAUGUUAGUUUUAUAAAGAGAAAACUUUAACAAUCAUGCACAAACAUUCACGCAUAGUUUAAGCUCAACGUAACCGGAUACCUCUUGCCAGUUUCUUAAGCCUUUGAAAGGCCUUAAUUGAAAAAUAAACACAAUCAAAUCAA
Drosophila eugracilis is the source of this 2765-nucleotide messenger RNA. RefSeq names its product molybdenum cofactor sulfurase (gene mal). The record is from RefSeq and is a predicted model, not a curated record. Gene Ontology annotation, molecular function: molybdenum cofactor sulfurtransferase activity; molybdenum ion binding; pyridoxal phosphate binding. Gene Ontology annotation, biological process: Mo-molybdopterin cofactor biosynthetic process. The coding region runs from base 73 to 2415 and encodes 780 amino acids. NCBI's taxonomy places the organism in Eukaryota, Metazoa, Arthropoda, Insecta, Diptera, Drosophilidae. The transcript is spliced from 4 exons.